AUGGCCAACAGAGCACAUCUUGUAGCGCUUCGUGGAGCCAGUAGAGGUCAAGCUACGACGCUCGUCCGACGACUCGAAGCUGUUUUUGGUAAUGAAGAACUCGAUGCACUCCAUAAACUUCACGAGCUAGAAACUCAACAUCAAGCGCUGUACGAACGAUAUCAAACAAUCGAGGAAUUGGAUCAGCAAAUAUAUGCUUUGACUCAAGCGGACGUAUUGGAAGUCGACGCUGCGGCGGUGGACAUUGUCAACACUGCAUAUCAAGACGCGAUUAGUCUUUAUCAACACCGGAUCAACACCAAGAGGCGCGCAAUCGAAGCAGCAGAUCCAGAUCGUCGUCGAAAUGAUGUAGCAGCACCAGGUCAGCAAUUCAUUGCGCCGGCAAGAGCCACGAGUAGACCGAAAAUUACGCUUCCGCGUUUCAAUGGAGAGAUUCUCCAAUGGCGACCGUUUUGGCAGGCUUUCCAAGCGGAGAUCCAUUCUGAUGACACUCUGGCCAACAUUAAUAAAUUUAAUUACCUUGUGGGUCAAUUGGAGACCAACGUACUCGGCACGGUUGCGGGUCUCAAACCGUCUAAUGAAAAUUAUCCCGUGCUAGUAAAUUUGCUUACAGAGCGCUUCGGCAAUAUUCCCAAGAUUACGGCGGCUUACAUGCGAGCUCUUUACACUCUUUCGAAACCGGAAGGACAUCUCAAAAGCCUUCGUUUAUUCUACGAUUCUUUGGAAUCAUACGUUCGUGGUUUGGAAGCUUUGGGCAAAGCCCCCGACCCCUAUGGCGAUCUACUUGUUUGUAUUCUCAUGGACAAGCUUCCCAUUGAAAUACGGAAAAAUGUGGCUCGUCAACACGAUCAAGAUGAAUGGACAUUGGAGCAGUUGCGAAAAGCUUUAAGGGGAGAAAUCCGCGUGAUGGAAGCAGGCCAGUCAUCUUUUCUUCCUCAUCAACAACAACCAUCCAGCAGAAAUCAACAGCAGUAUCACGGCGGAAACCCUAAACAUCAAAGCAAAGAAUGUCAGUCGACUUUAUCCUGUCGAAGUUGUGGAGCUCGUCAUCAUUCCAGUCUCCAUUCCAGUCCUGCAAAGUCCAGCAAUCCUUCAACGUUGCCGACGACAGCAAGCGGGAACCAUUGUCAAACGACAGCUUUAAGUUCCAGUGUGUAUGACAUCUAUCCAUUUGUCUUCCUGAAAACGGCUAUCAUCAAAGCUCAAUCACAACAGCAUGAAGAGAAAGUCAAUGCACUCUUUGACGAAGGAGCUCAACGCUCAUGGAUGACGAGAGACGCAGCCAAACGGUUAGGCCUUCGUGCAAAGAGUAGAGAAUUGUUGAUCUUAUCGGGAUUUGCCAAUUUUCCCACUGCGCCAAAAUAUUACGAUCUGGUUGAGCUCGUUGUAGUCACAAUUGAAAAUCAACCGAUCGUCGUUCGAGCCAUAGUCAUCGAUUUUCUGGUUAAUCCAUUGAAAGACGGAUAUCGAAAGAAUCUCCAAGAUCUCGCACAUCUCAAAGAUUUGCAUCUCGCUCAUCCCUUUACUGGACAAGAGACUUUCCAUGUGGACAUCCUGAUAGGAGCUCAUUUUUAUUGGCAAUUCAUCGGAGAUGAAGCCCCGAUUCGUGGUCAAGGAGCAACAGCAAUCAACUCAAAAUUAGGCUAUCUCGUAUCAGGACCACUAGACAGUGUUCGUGUCUCAAAACCGAAACAGUCAAUCAAUCUCCACAUUCAAGCAGUAGAUUGCGACGACUUAUCUUUCCUCUGGUCCCUUGAAAAAUUGGGAAUUUUUCCUCAUCAAGAGAAUGUUAAAGAAGCCGCGGAAUAUGCUGACAAAUGCAUCAAAUUCGAAGAUGGCCAAUAUACGGCCCGUUUCCCAUGGAAAUCAGAAUAUCAAGAGCUUCCUGCUAACUUUAAUAUGGUGCAGAACAUGACUCGAGCCAUUAUUAAACGUUUAACGAAAGAACCAGAAAUGUUAACCGUGUUUUCCCGUCUAAUUGAAGAGCAACUCAAACGCAACUUUAUUGAAAAUGUUCCUGCAUCAGAGCUCGCGAAAAAUUGCCAUUACAUCCCUUAUCAUUAUGUAAAAAGGGAAUCAGCUACUACUCCGAUCCGCAUUGUUUACAAUUGUUCUUGUAAAGGAUGGAAUGGGGUCAGUUUUAACGACUGUGUCGAAGCUGGUGCACCAUUGCAUAACGAUCAAACUAAAAUCUUAAUCAACUUCCGAACUCAUGCCAUCGGCAUCGUCGCCGACGUGGAAAAGGCAUUUCAUCAUAUUAAUCUGCACAAGUCCGAUCGAGAUUUUCUUCGUUGGUUUUGGUUAGAAGAUCCAACCAACCCUGAGUCUCCACUAGCAGUCUACAGGUUCAGAGUGGUGCCGUUUGGAGCUAAGUCAUCACCUUUCAUCCUCAAUGCGGUGAUGAUGCAUCAUCUCAAGAAGUCGACCUCUGAAAUCGCUGCUGAUAUGCUGCAAAGUGUAAUCGUCGACAACAUCAUAACUGGAUGUGAGAAUACCAGUGCUGAUUUUAAUUAUUUCACUGAAGCUAAUCGCAUCAUGGAUCAAGCUCAUCUUCCCCUGCAAGCUUGGGGAUUCAGUGAUGGUGCUGUUGAAAAAAGUUUGGCGGAGGGAGGGUCAACGGACCCAUCGCGUCUAUCAAAAACUCUUGGUUUAAUUUGGAAUCGGGAGAAGGAUACGUUAAACGUUCAACCGCCUCAUCUCUCAGCAGCCGAAGUCGUGACAAAAAGAGACGUCCUUAAAGGAAAUGGAGCCUUCUAUGAUCCCCUUGGUUUUUACGCACCAUUUGGCACUUCAUCGAAAAUUCUUAUUCAAGAUAUUUGCAUAGCAGACCUCAAAAUAGACGACGAGUUGUCUGCCGAUCACCUGAAACGUUGGAAGGAGAUCGUGGAAAAAAGGAUGAUGCGCCGAUUCUUUUUUUAUCGUCAAUGA
Daphnia magna is the source of this 2928-nucleotide messenger RNA. RefSeq lists its product as uncharacterized. The record is from RefSeq and is a predicted model, not a curated record. The coding region runs from base 1 to 2928 and encodes 975 amino acids. The transcript has 3 exons. Lineage: Eukaryota; Metazoa; Arthropoda; Branchiopoda; Diplostraca; Daphniidae.